UCGAACCCACUUAGUUUCCGUCUCAAAAUGGGUCAUAAAGUGAAGGAACUUGGGGAGAGAUUAGAUGAGAUUGCAGCUAAAAAGUAGAAAUAUCAUCUUACAAAGCUAGUUGACUAUCGAUUAGCUGGUUGAAUAAAGAGGGAAAUGACCGAUUCUCUGUUGCUUACAUCAAAUGUUAUUGGAAGAGAGAGUGAUCAGGAAAUAGUAGUCAACAAGUUUCUCUUAGAUCCGAUUGUGGGUGGAGAUAUCUCUGUGAUUCCUAUAGUUGGAGUAGGAGGCCUAGGGAAGACAACACUUGCCAAACUGCUAUACAAUGACCAGAGAGUAGACAAACAUUUUGAUCUCAAGAUGUGGGUGUGCGUAUCUGAAAGUUUUGACAAGAAACAAAUCAUGGUAAGCAUGCUCAAGUCAUUAGCUCUUCAAAAUCGUGGAGACUUGGAUCCUGACCAAUUGCAAAAGCUAAUUCAAGAAGAGCUGAAUCGAAAGACAGUCUUGCUUGUUUUGGAUGACGUGUGGAGUGAUGAUCGCGGGAAAUGGAUUGAAUUCCAGGAUUUAUUGGAGAGAGGUGUUGUUGGAAGUAAAGUCAUAGUCACUACUCGUAGUGCCUCAGUUGCAACGACUGUUCGAACUGUCUCCUCAUAUGAGUUGAAGGGUCUUUCUCAUGAACAAUGUUUGUCUUUAUUUAAGAAAUUGGCAUUUAGAGAAGGAGAAGAGGAUUUAUAUCCACAUCUCAAGGAGAUAGGAGGUGAUAUUUUGAAGAAAUGUGGAGGGCUUCCUUUAGCUGUGAAGACACUGGGGACCCUUUUAUAUUCCAAAAGCGACGAACGUUAUUGGAAAUUCAUAAGAGAUAAUGAGAUAUGGAAGCUGGAGCAGAAGGAAAAUGACAUUUUACCUGCUUUAAGGUUAAGUUAUGAUCAAAUGCCAUCUCAUUUGAAUUCAUGUUUCAGUAUUUUAUCUAUUUUUCCUAAGGAUAAUGAUUUCACCAGCGUUUCAUUGGGUCAAGUUUGGAUUCAUGGGCUUCUUCAAUCCUCAAAUGAACAUCAAGACAUAGAAGAUACUCGAUUGCAGUAUAUGAAGGAGUUGUAUUCGAGAUCAUUCCUGCAAGACUUCGAAGAUUAUGGUGGUGUUUUUACAUUUAAAAUGCAUGACUUGGUGCAUGAUCUUGCAUUGUCAGUGGCACAAAACGAGUGCUUUGUUGUGAAGACUCAUACCAAUAAUAUAGCUGAUGGGAUUCGACAUCUGUCAUUGUUCGACAAGGCAUUAUUAGAACAAGAAGUUCCGGGUUUUUUAAGAAAGGAAAACAAUCUCCGAACUAUAAUUUUCCCUACUGCAUUGCAAGGCCCUGCUUGUGAAUCUUUUGUCAAUACAUGUAUCUCUACAUGUACAUAUUUGACGAUGUUAGAUUUGAGAGAGUCAUCUUUUGAGGUACUGCCAACUUCCAUUGGUGAUUUGAAGCAUUUGAGACAUCUCAACUUAAGUGGUAAUAGUAGAGUUAGGAGAUUGCCUGAUUCUAUUUUGAAGCUACACAAUUUGGAAACUUUGUUACUUAGUAAUUGUUCAGGACUUGAAGAGUUGGCAAGAGGCCUAAGGAACCUGAUUACGUUGAGAGUUUUGAUAAUAACGGUAAAACAGAAGUAUUUACCAGAAGAUGAAAUAGGGUGCUUAACGUCUCUUCAGCUUUUGUCUAUUGGAGCUUGCACCAAUCUUGAAUUUUCGAUGGAAGGAAUCCAACCUGUAACAUCCUUGCGUUUCUUGGAGAUUUGGGACUGCAAAAAUUUAAUUUCCUUGCCUUGGAAUUUGAAAUACUUAACUCGAUUGGAGUUUUUAAUGAUCAGCAAUUGCGUUCAGCUUGAUUUGAUGACAGAAGAUGAGAACCAAGACGUCAAGGUGAGUCUUCAAUUUUUGAGGCUUCAAUCAGUACCACUGCUCGUGACCUUGCCCCAAUGGCUUAAAAAAUAUUUCAACACUCUACAAAGCCUCUCAAUUGAUACUUGUGAAAACUUUUCCACAUUUCCGGAAUGGUUCCAAGACUUCACUUCUCUUAAAAAGAUUUUGAUCAGUGAUUGUCCAAAGUUGUUGUCACUGUCGGAGGGGAUGCAUCGUCUACCUGCCUUAAAGGAAUUGAGAAUAAGAGGAUGUCCAACGCUGCGUAAAAGAUGCAAGAAGCUUGUAGGUGAGGAUUGGCAUAAGAUAGCUCAUGUUCCAAAUAUUGAUAUUGAUGAUGACAAAGUUGAAGAUGAAGAUGAGGCAUUAUCAACUGCUUAGGGUACUGAAAUAAAUCCAUUCAACUGGCGAACGGAAAUGAUCUCGCAUUAUCUACAAAUUCUGCCAAUGCUUGCAAACAGUGUUUACAGGCUGAGAUUGAGCGUCGUCAUGGUGUCAUUCUUGGGCUAGAGCUUUGUGUAUGAACAUCUAUUUUAUUUUAAAUCGAGAUCUUAGGCUGAGGUUGUGUAUGUGUUCAUUUGUUGAGCAGUAACUGAUUGCAACCAUGGAAAGAUCAUUUUCUUUUAGG
Molecule: messenger RNA, 2512 nt
Organism: Tripterygium wilfordii
Lineage: Eukaryota; Viridiplantae; Streptophyta; Magnoliopsida; Celastrales; Celastraceae
Product: putative disease resistance protein RGA3
Exons: 2
Coding region: 145-2265 (706 amino acids)
Biological process (GO): defense response to other organism
Molecular function (GO): ADP binding
Source: RefSeq, a predicted model, not a curated record